This is a messenger RNA of Seriola dumerili (greater amberjack), 1232 nucleotides long. It is a transcript of the gene spag1a, whose product is annotated as sperm-associated antigen 1A-like. The record is from RefSeq and is a predicted model, not a curated record. Gene Ontology annotation, molecular function: protein binding. NCBI's taxonomy places the organism in Eukaryota, Metazoa, Chordata, Actinopteri, Carangiformes, Carangidae. The coding region runs from base 1 to 1182 and encodes 393 amino acids. Gene Ontology annotation, cellular component: cytosol. The transcript has 8 exons. Gene Ontology annotation, biological process: axonemal dynein complex assembly.
AUGGGGAACACGCAGGAGAAACCCUCGGGCAGCGGAGGAGGGGCAGCUAGAUUAGAUCAGGCCACAGCAGGGAGCGGGACGAGAAGCCGGGGUGGAGGCAGCGUGAAAAAGCCCCACACUCAGGGAGCUCCAGAGAAGGGGGUGGCCAAUGGCACACAGAGGGAAAGCAGCCCUGCAGGUGGACAACAGGAGCAGGACAGCCCUGCAGUGGACACAAGUUACCUGGACGCCCCUGCUGGGGCCCUUCCUCCUCACCUGGCUCGGCUCAAGAAUGAGGGAAACCAUCUCUUCAAACAUGGCCAGUUUGGAGAUGCCUUGGAGAAGUAUACCCAGGCCAUUGAUGGAUGUGCUGAAGCAGGCAUUGACAGUCCAGAAGACCUGUGUAUUCUCUACUCCAACAGAGCUGCCUGUUACCUGAAGGAUGGAAACAGCACAGACUGCAUACAGGACUGCACCAAGGCUUUGGAGCUGCAGCCCUACUCCUUGAAGCCCCUGUUGCGCAGAGCUAUGGCCUAUGAGUCACUGGAGCGCUACAGAAUGGCCUACGUGGAUUAUAAGACUGUCCUGCAGAUUGACACCGGGGUGCAGGCGGCUCAUGACAGCGUCCACAGGAUCACCAAGAUGCUGAUCGAGCAGGACGGACCUGAGUGGAGGGAGAAACUUCCAGAGAUCCCCGUCGUCCCUCUGUCCGUCCAGGUGCAACACAGACAGAAACCGAUCAGCAUCGAGCAGGCCCAGGCCCGAGCCGCUAGAGCUGCACAGGAUGAAGUCAGAAGAAAAGAGGCCCAGUUUACUUUACUGAAACAGAAAGGCAAUGAUCUGGUCAAGAAGGGCCAGUUCCAGGAGGCUCUGGAGAAGUACAGUGAAUGUCUCACCAUAAAACCUGACGAAUGUGCUCUCUACACAAACAGAGCCAUUUGCUUCCUGAAACUGAAUCACUUUAAAGAGGCCAAACAGGACUGUGACUCUGCUCUGCAGCUGGAGCCGGGAAACAAGAAAGCCUUCUACAGGCGAGCACUGGCUUAUAAAGGUUUACAGGACUAUCUGUCAGCCAGCAGUGACCUCCAGGAAGUCCUCCAGCUGGACCCAAACAUUCGGGAAGCUGAGCAGGAGCUUGAGGUGGUGACAAGCUUGCUGAGACAGAGCCUGAUGGACAACACUGCACACACACCAAGGGUUUGAUGGCUCCUCGUGGAUCCAUAUAGAGGCAGAGGAAUGAAACAGGUGUGGAC